Messenger RNA from Neogale vison (American mink), 3367 nucleotides. RefSeq names its product katanin regulatory subunit B1 (gene KATNB1). Lineage: Eukaryota; Metazoa; Chordata; Mammalia; Carnivora; Mustelidae. Gene Ontology annotation, molecular function: microtubule binding. Gene Ontology annotation, biological process: microtubule depolymerization; microtubule severing. The transcript is spliced from 20 exons. The record is from RefSeq and is a predicted model, not a curated record. Gene Ontology annotation, cellular component: katanin complex. Bases 1124 to 3091 code for a protein of 655 amino acids.
AGCCUCAGGACAGGCGAGACGGGCGGGACGGGCGUGGGGGCCGGAGGAGAAAACCAGGGAGGCCGGAAGCGGAGCCGGGGGUCUGCAGGAGGCUGAGUGAUGAAUAGGGACAUUGGAAGCAGGAGAGUGAAUGAAUGGGGGAUACUGAUCGCAGAAGGGGAAGGAAAUAGAGGGGGUCUGGCGAGGCAGGGGUCAGGUUAAGGAGCUCAGGAGACAGGAUGUGCAGGAUUGGGGGACACAAGCGACCAGGAGAAGGGGAAUGAACGAAGGACUAGAGAGGCAGAGCUGGGGAAUCUAGGAGAGAGGGGGCGGAGAGGAGAGCGUUCAUGGGAAAAGAGGCUUGGAGAAAGGGGGUAGAAGCUUCAUGAGGUGGCCUUUUAGAGUUGGGGAGGCAUACCGACUCAUGCCCAGACUGGAGACCUAGUUCCCAGUACUGUCCUUGGGAACUGAGGGGACCAGGAGAAGUUCCCUUGAUGCCAAGGGAGGGAUUGGACCCUCAGGGCCCUCUUUGACAUUCUCCCCAGAGAUGACUUAAAUGCCUGCCUCUGGAGUGCUUCUCCUGGGUCCCAAAGCUUUGCCUCUGGCUCCACCCCCCUUCCCAUAGCGUCAGAGGAAACAGUGACUCCCAGAGAUCUAUGUGAACUGCAGACACGUGGUCUUCCCCGCCCCACUGCGGCGGCUGCUGCUCUCUGGGCAGCCAGCCUCCUGGAACAGAGGCUCCUGCCAUCCCAUCAUCCUGGCCUCUGGGAGGACCUUUCUUUCCCUGUGUUCCAAGUCACCCUGCCUGAGGUGCCCCUCCAGAUUUUCAAACACGAUUUACAGUUCAGCUCCUGGCUCUGGUGGCUCUGGUGGCUCUGCCCAGUGUUGAACUGACAUGGCUCGAGCCUGACCUUCCAUUAGCUGCGAUCCUGUCGGGCACACACAGGCUGUUGCUGUGGCUGCUGUGAAUGAUCUAAAACCACGAGGCAGUCCGGGACUGAGAGACGAGGCAUUCCCUCUGCCUGGAUGUGUGGGAACUCCCUGCCAACUUGAUCGGUGGAUCUGGGGGGGGAUCCACCCCCACCCCGUGAGCAAAGUACAGUCCAUCUAGUGGGUGGAGCUUCAGGUGCCAGCCAACUGAAGGAUGGCCACCCCUGUGGUCACCAAGACGGCCUGGAAGUUACAGGAGAUUGUCGCCCACGCCAGUAAUGUGUCCUCGCUGGUGCUGGGCAAGGCCUCCGGGCGGCUGCUGGCUACUGGUGGGGAUGACUGCCGUGUCAACCUGUGGUCCGUCAACAAACCCAACUGCAUCAUGAGCCUGACAGGUCACACGUCCCCAGUGGAGAGCGUCCGCCUCAACACCCCGGAGGAGCUCAUCGUGGCCGGCUCCCAGUCAGGCUCCAUCCGCGUUUGGGACCUAGAAGCUGCCAAAAUUCUUCGCACGCUUAUGGGCCACAAAGCCAACAUCUGCAGCCUGGACUUCCACCCGUACGGCGAGUUCGUAGCCUCGGGCUCCCAGGACACGAACAUCAAGCUCUGGGACAUCCGGAGGAAAGGCUGUGUUUUCCGGUACAGGGGACACACCCAGGCCGUGAGGUGCCUCCGGUUCAGCCCUGACGGGAAGUGGCUGGCAUCGGCCGCGGAUGACCACACAGUGAAGCUCUGGGAUCUGACUGCUGGCAAGAUGAUGUCCGAGUUCCCUGGCCACACAGGGCCUGUCAACGUGGUGGAGUUUCACCCCAACGAGUACCUGCUGGCUUCUGGCAGCUCGGACAGGACCAUCCGGUUCUGGGAUCUGGAGAAGUUCCAGGUGGUGAGCUGCAUCGAAGGAGAGCCAGGGCCUGUCAGGAGUGUCCUGUUCAACCCCGAUGGCUGCUGCCUGUACAGCGGCUGCCAGGACUCGCUGCGCGUCUACGGCUGGGAGCCUGAGCGCUGCUUUGAUGUGGUCCUGGUCAGCUGGGGCAAGGUGGCCGACCUGGCUGUCUGCAACGACCAGCUGAUAGGUGUGGCCUUCUCCCAGAGCAACGUCUCCUCUUAUGUGGUGGACUUGACGCGGGUCACCAGGACAGGCACGGUGGCCCAGGACCCCGUGCAGGACAGCCGGCCCCUGGCGCAACAGCCAGCCCACCCCAGUGCCCCUCUUCGGCGCAUCUAUGAGCGGCCUGGCACAGCCUGCAGCAAGCCUCAGAGGGUGAAGCAGAAUUCGGAGAGUGAGCGUCGCAGCCCCAGCAGCGAGGAUGACCGGGACGAGCGUGAGUCUCGGGCGGAAAUCCAGAACGCCGAGGAGUACAACGAGAUCUUCCAGCCCAAGAACAGCAUCAGCCGGACACCACCCCGAAGAAGUGAGCCCUUUCCGGCACCCCCAGAGGAUGACAUGGUCUCAGCCAAGGAGGUGGCCAAGCCCAGCCCGGCCAUGGACUCGCAGUUCCCGGUGCCAAAUCUCGAGGUCCCGCCCCGGCCCCCCGCUGUCACUCCCACGCCUGCGCCCAAGGCUGAGCCUGCCAUCAUCCCUGCCACCCGGAACGAGCCCAUCGGGCUGAAGGCCUCUGACUUCCUGCCUGCCGUGAAGAUCCCCCAGCAGGCCGAGCUGGUCGACGAGGACGCCAUGUCGCAGAUCCGCAAAGGCCAUGACACUAUGUGCGUGGUGCUCACCAGUCGCCACAAGAACCUGGACACCGUGCGGGCCGUGUGGACCACAGGCGAUAUCAAGACGUCGGUGGACUCGGCUGUGGCCAUCAAUGACCUGUCAGUGGUAGUGGACCUCCUGAACAUUGUCAACCAGAAAGCCUCCCUGUGGAAGCUGGACCUGUGCACCACGGUCUUGCCGCAGAUCGAGAAGCUUCUGCAAAGCAAGUAUGAGAGCUACGUGCAGACUGGCUGCACGUCCCUGAAACUGAUCCUGCAGCGGUUUCUGCCCCUGAUCACGGACAUCCUGGCGGCGCCCCCCUCUGUGGGUGUGGACAUCAGCCGGGAGGAGAGGCUCCACAAGUGCCGGCUGUGCUACAAGCAGUUGAAGAGCAUCAGUGGCCUCGUCAAGAGCAAGUCGGGUUUGAGUGGCCGCCACGGCAGUGCCUUCCGGGAGCUGCACUUACUUAUGGCCAGUUUGGACUGAGGAGCUUUUGGGCCUGGCCUCAGCCCCUGUUCCCGUUCCCUGUGCACUCCUGGGCCUGUGAGCCUCUGCCCGGCCCCCUCUGCAGCCCUGUGGCCAUCCUGGAGGUGGUGGCUCCAGCCUACUGGCCACCUGCACAGCCCUGAGCUCUCAGACAACUUCUCCCUGGCAGUGGCUGCCCUGCUUGGCCAACUCCUGCUUCUGGGGCAGCAAAGAGCACCCUGGGGCUGCUGCUGUAAUUUAUAAGGCGAAUUUUAUUAAAUUUGUAACUAUUCCCCA